CCAUCGUGCCAUCAUCGACGACAGCCGAGGAGGCACUAGCAGAUAAAUUCUACGUUAAAGAUGCCGACAACGAAAUUUGCCUUCUCGCAACCUUCGCUGCAGUAUUUAAAGUGAAAUAUGUCAACACAGAGGGCGAGAAAGCGCUGGCAGUAAUAACCUUGCCAUGGAACGUGACCUGGCAGAAGGAAGGAACGUGUGGGGAGGAUAUGACAAGUCUCCAGGUUAGCUGGGACGAUGACGCUUUUGGAUUUAACAUGGACUUUGAAAAAGAUGAAUGUUCUAGUCAUAUGAAUGCUGCAAAGAGUGAGAAAGGAUGCUGGUUCAUGAGCUCUGUUAUGUUUAAAUACAAUUCAAGCGACGAAAGCAUUUUUACGAAUGCUAAAAAUGCGGGACAUCAAGUAGCAUAUAACAACAAUUCAAAGAUGUUUGAAACGCCUCAAGGAUACUCAUCGCUAUGCAACAAAGGAACCUCACUGCCACUAACAGGUGACGAUGGGACAACUAGCACCACUCUCAGUCUGUCAGCCGUGCAGCUUCAACCUUUUGGAGUGAAAUUAGGAGAAUUCAGUAAAGGCUACUUGUGCUUAGAGGCGAUGUCACCCCGGAACGUAAGAAAUCAAAAGGUUGCCAUCGCGACGGGUAGCGUCCUUGCCGUGGUGGCGCUACUAGUCAUAGUCGGUUACUACAUCCGCCGGACAUACUUUGAUAGGAUCAAGUACCAGACAAUGCAGUAAACUAUGCGGUCAGCAAACGUGGGCUUUCAGGGAUGCCGACUCGAGAUGUUAACAAUACAGCAGUUUCUAGCCCAAUGCAGUCCUUACUUAAAAUCAUCCAUAUUGCAAACGCCUAGCUAAUGACGCCGAGAAUACGACCUAUCAAUUGCUAAGCUUGCUUAUAAUACGCAGCCGGCUGAAAGGGGUGGUAGGAUAUGUUUACUAGGCACUUCUAAUUUU
This is a messenger RNA of Priapulus caudatus, 953 nucleotides long. RefSeq lists its product as uncharacterized. The transcript has 5 exons. Bases 207 to 734 code for a protein of 175 amino acids. NCBI's taxonomy places the organism in Eukaryota, Metazoa, Priapulida, Priapulimorpha, Priapulimorphida, Priapulidae. The record is from RefSeq and is a predicted model, not a curated record. Gene Ontology annotation, cellular component: membrane.